This is a messenger RNA of Papaver somniferum (opium poppy), 2653 nucleotides long. Its product is annotated as double-strand break repair protein MRE11-like. The record is from RefSeq and is a predicted model, not a curated record. Gene Ontology annotation, biological process: double-strand break repair via nonhomologous end joining; double-strand break repair via homologous recombination; mitotic G2 DNA damage checkpoint signaling. Lineage: Eukaryota; Viridiplantae; Streptophyta; Magnoliopsida; Ranunculales; Papaveraceae. The coding region runs from base 169 to 2373 and encodes 734 amino acids. Gene Ontology annotation, cellular component: nucleus; Mre11 complex. The transcript has 23 exons. Gene Ontology annotation, molecular function: DNA endonuclease activity; 3'-5'-DNA exonuclease activity; manganese ion binding.
AUUGGAUAGUAUUUCAGAAUUUCUUAGUUUAAAAUUCCGCGCCACCUUCUUCUUCGUCUCUCUCCGCAGAUACUUACACACUCGCUGAAAUCUCUCUCGCCCUCUUCUUUCUCUCCAUAGCUUACUGGAAUAGUAGUAAAGGAUCUAUAGAGGUGAAGCUGAGACAAGAUGGGUGAUUCCUCUAGGGAGGAUGGCAGCGACACACUCCGAGUGCUUGUUGCCACUGAUUGCCAUCUGGGUUAUAUGGAAAAAGAUGAGAUACGUCGAUUUGAUUCGUUUCAGUCCUUUGAGGAAAUAUGCUCAAUUGCGGAGCAGAAAAAGGUGGAUUUCUUACUUCUUGGUGGUGAUCUUUUCCAUGAGAAUAAACCUUCAAGAACAACCCUAGUGAAGACGAUUGAGAUCCUUCGUCGAUACUGCCUCAAUGAUCAGCCCGUGCAAUUCCAAGUUGUCAGUGAUCAGACAGUGAACUUCGCUAAUAUCUUUGGUCAUGUGAACUAUGAAGAUCCCCACUUCAAUGUUGGCCUGCCAGUGUUUACCAUACAUGGAAAUCAUGAUGAUCCCGCCGGAGUGGACAAUCUGUCUGCUAUUGAUAUACUUUCCGCUUGCAAUCUUGUGAACUAUUUUGGGAAAAUGGUCCUUGGAGGCUCUGGUAUUGGUCAGAUAACUCUUCAUCCUAUUCUUAUUCGAAAGGGUUCAACAGCUGUGGCUCUGUAUGGUCUUGGAAACAUAAGGGAUGAACGGCUCAAUCGAAUGUUUCAGACACCACAUGCUGUACAGUGGAUGCUUCCUGAACCUCAAGAAGGGUGUCAAGUGUCAGACUGGUUUAAUAUUCUUGUUCUUCAUCAAAACAGAAUAAAGACGAAUCCUAAAAAUGCAAUCAAUGAGCAUUUUCUGCCACGAUUCCUGGAUUUUGUUGUGUGGGGGCAUGAACAUGAGUGCCUUGUUGACCCUCAGGAAGUUCCAGGGAUGGGUUUCCAUAUUACUCAGCCAGGUUCUUCUGUAGCAACCUCUUUAAUAGACGGGGAAGCAAAACCUAAGCAUGUCCUACUUCUAGAAAUUAAGGGAAAUCAGUAUCGCCCUACCAAGAUACCAUUGCAUUCAGUCAGACCUUUCGAAUAUGCUGAGGUUGUGCUAAAGGAUGAAGCUGACAUUGAUCCCAAUGAUCAAGCAUCAGUUCUUGAACAUUUGGACAAUGUGGUCAGAAAUCUGAUCGAGAAAUCUAGCGGGACGCCUGUGAGUAGAUCAGAGCUUGCCCUUCCGUUAAUCAGGUUAAAGGUUGACUACUCUGGUUUUAUGACAAUAAAUCCUCAAAGAUUUGGGCAGAAAUACGUCGGGAAGGUUGCAAAUCCACAAGAUAUUUUAAUUUUCUCGAAGGCUGCCAAGAAACGCCAGGCUCAUGAAGGCAAGAUUGAUGAUUCCGAACGGCUUCGCCCCGAGGAGUUAAAUCAACAAAACAUUGAGGCUCUGGUUGCUGAAAGUAAUUUGAAAAUGGAGAUCCUUCCAGUUAAUGAUUUGGAUGUUGCACUGCACGAUUUCGUUAACAAGGAUGACAAAAACGCAUUCUAUGAUUGCCUGAAAUACAAUUUGGAAGAAACACGUAAACAAAUUUCAAAGGAACCAGAUACUCUGAAGUUUGAGGAGGAAGAUCUAAUUCUUAAAGUCGGAGAGUGCAUGCAGGCACGUGUAAAAGAAAUGUCGAUGCGCUCCAAGGACGGCGCAGAGGCCACACCCUUCUCAGGGAGUUUCAGGGAUACAAGGGGUAAAAAUACAGCUGGAUUUGGAAUUUCUAAUUCCUUCAGUGAUGAUGAAGACACCACCCAGCUGUUAUCAAGCUCAAGGUCUACUGCAAGAGGCAGCAAAUCAUCAGCUGUUGCUUCUAGGUCUUCUCAGGAUGCUUUUGGAACCUCUACAAGAGGUAGGGGGACCAGGGGAAGGGGUAAAGGAAGAGGAUCUAGUAACCUUAAGCAAACAACUCUCGAUGCAGCACUGACCAUUCGGCGUUCUGAUAGAUCUGCUUCAGUUGCUACACCAAGUGCAGUCCCAAGUACUGAGAACGAUGAUGAUAAAUUGGAUUCUCCUUCUAGUGAUGAGGUGGAGGAAUUUGGGGUUAAUGACGUCCUUGACAGUUCGGAAAACGAAGAUAUCCCCGCUAAAGGUCGCAAAAGAGCAGCCCCAGCUACAAGAGCAAGAGGUAGAGGUAGAGGUAGGGGAGCUACAUCAUCUAAUAAAAGGGGACGGAAACAGGAUUCUUGUUCUAGUCACAAACCAAUCUUGACUAAUGAUGAUGACGACGACGACGAUGAUGAUAUGGCUAACAGGUUGAAGAAGGCUCAACCUCGGGUAACUAGGAAUUAUGGCGCUCUGAGGAGAUGAUUAUUGACUGUCGGAUCUUUGGAAGCAACAAUUGGUUCUUAGGGUCACACCAUAGAAGGUUUUGGUCAUGUAAUAUUUCCAUAGUAGAUUGGUGAUUUUAACUUUUUUUAAUAUAUAUAGAUUGGUAAUGAAUAUGUUGUGUAUAUUUGAAUCAAAACAACUCCUGACUUCUACCUUUUUAAGUAUCUCACUAGGCACAAUGAAAACCUCUCGACUCUUGUAACAGUUUUGAUGACAAAACCUGUUUAAUCCAGUUGCGAUCUCAUUGCAGGUUUUACUU